AUGGCCCUCUCCGAAGAACAAAUUCAUGCCACAAUCCAGGCCGUGGUCGACGACUUCCGUGGUUGGACUCUCGCACCCAUCAUCCACUACCCCGAGGAAGCUGGCCUCGAGUACGAGGACGUCUUCUUCCCAUCUGAAGAUGGAGUUCCCCUCGAGGGAUGGUUCAUCCCAUGCAAGGGUUCCAACAAGAUCAUCAUAGCCAACCAUCCGCACUGGUUCAGCCGUGCUGGUCUCCCUUCUCACUUGGAGCCCUGGAACUCGCUCGUCCCGGGCAAUGACUUUGAUGUCAACUUCAUCCCCGACUACAAGAUCCUUCAUGAUGCUGGAUACAACGUCCUUGCGUAUGACCUACGCAACCACGGCCACAGCGGAAGUGGCAACAACGGCCUCUUUGGUUUCUACGAGUGGCGCGAUGUCCUUGGUUCACUCAAGUAUAUCCGCAACCGCCCAGACACGAGCGGCAUGACCAUUGGCCUCUUCAGUCGUUGCGCCGGAGCCAACGCAACUCUGGCCGCCAUGAAGCGUCGCCCUGAAGCCUUUGAGGGCGUCCGUUGCAUGGUUGCUCCCCAACCUCUGACUAUCCGACUCGUCUUCGAAACUCUUCUCGAGGCACUUGGAGCCCCAUCUUCUUAUAUGGAGGAAGUCGACCGGCGAUUCUUUCUCAAGACAAGCUUUCACGUCGAUUACGUUGCCCCAGCGUCUGACGCCAAGCAUGUCCACGUCCCUACCUUUUUGUACCAGGUCCAUGAUGACCCUGGCACACGGCCUGAGGACGUCCAGUCUAUGUAUGACAAUAUUCCCAUCGCUGAGAAGAAAUUACAUUGGAUCCAGGGAACGACGAAGCGCUGGCAUGGGUAUACUUAUUUUCAGAAAGAGCCCCAGCAGUUCUUGGACUGGUUUGCUCGAUUCAUGGAGUAA
Messenger RNA from Fusarium keratoplasticum, 918 nucleotides. RefSeq lists its product as uncharacterized. The transcript has a single exon. The record is from RefSeq and is a predicted model, not a curated record. Lineage: Eukaryota; Fungi; Ascomycota; Sordariomycetes; Hypocreales; Nectriaceae. Bases 1 to 918 code for a protein of 305 amino acids.